CCGGCCUCCCCACUGCCCGCUCCUUCUCCCUACACUGGUCCUACUGGAGGUCUUGCUGAGCGUCGUGAGCCUGCGUCUCGCCCUGCGUCGCCUGUCCGUGCUGCUCGCACUAGUGGUCGUGGUUCGCGUCAGCGUCCUCCUCCUGUCCCUGGCACGCACCGGAUGUCUCUGCGUCCGUCCACUGCUCCUCUGCGUGCCCCUUUGCCUUCUCCUCCUGAGUCCUCUCUUCCUGCUCUUCCUGACCCGGAGUCGGACUCUCUUCGUGCUGCCAGUCCUACUGUCACGCGUCUCCUUGCUACUGUUGUCACUGACCCUUCCUUUGAGUCCACUGCUGCGUCUGCCCUAGUUACUGAGCUCGUCAACUUUGCUGCUCGAUGUCGUCUAGACUACGCUGCUAGUCUUGUUGCUGAGUCUGAGUCUGUCUGUCCUCCGUCCGUCGGGGGUGAGUGUGCCCUUGGCACGGACGUCCUUGAGGACAAGCAGGAGGAGUUCCAGUGUUUGGCUGCUGCUUCACCUCAUCUCGUGUCCGUACUGCUUACCCCUGAGGGAGACCCGGAUGCACUUGACAUCUCGACUCCGCGCUCUUACGCGGAGGCGAUAGAGGGUCCCUACUCCUCUCAGUGGCAGGCAGCUAUGGACGCAGAGAUGGCUUCCUGGAAGUCCACAGGCACCUACGUUGACGAGGUUCCCCCGCCUGGGGCGAACAUCGUCAGUGGCAUGUGGAUUUUCAGGGUGAAGCGGCCGUCGGGUUCUCCGCCUGUCUUCAAGGCGCGUUACGUGGCUCGUGGCUUCAGUCAGCGGCAGGGAGUUGACUACCUUCAGACCUUCUCUCCCACCCCGAAGAUGACCACUCUUCGGGUACUGCUGCACAUAGCUGCUCACCGCGACUACGAGCUGCACUCUCUUGACUUCAGCACUGCUUUCUUGCAGGGCAGCCUGCACGAGGAGAUCUGGCUGCGUCGCCCACCUGGCUUCACUGGGUCUUUUCCUCCUGGCACCCAGUGGAGCCUCCGGCGGCCAGUCUACGGUCUCCGCCAGGCACCGCGUGAGUGGCACGAUACACUGAGGACUACACUUGCGGCUCUUGGGUUUGCUCCCUCUACUGCCGACCCGUCGCUGUUUCUGCGCACCGACACUUCUUUGCCGCCGUUCUACAUCCUCGUGUACGUCGACGACUUGGUCUUCGCCACAGCUGACACUGCUGGACUCGCCCACGUGAAGUCCGAGCUGCAGAAGAGACACACGUGCACAGACCUGGGUGAACUGCGCAGCUACCUUGGCUUGCAGAUCACCCGGGACAGAGCACGCCGCACCAUUACCCUGACUCAGUCACACAUGGUGCAGCAGGUCCUUCAGCGCUUCGGCUUCACGUACUCCUCGCCUCAGGCCACUCCUCUGCCUACUCGCCACUCGCUCUCAGCUCUGCCUUCGGAUGAGUCCGUAGAGUCGAGUGGCCCGUACCCAGAGCUUGUUGGCUGCCUCAUGUACCUGAUGACCUGCACACGACCUGACCUUGCAUACCCUCUUAGCAUUCUUGCACGCUAUGUUGCUCCUGGGAGACACAGACCGGAGCACAUGGCUGCAGCGAAGAGGGUGUUGCGCUACUUGUGCAGUACGUCGGGCAUGGGGCUUGUGCUUGGAGGGCAGAGUCCAGUGGUCCUCACUGGGCACGCAGACGCUUCUUGGGCUGACGACCAGGCUACGCAGCGGUCGUCACAGGGUUACACCUUCAGCCUUGGUUCCGGCUCUGUUUCGUGGCGGGCUACCCGCUCGUCUUCUGUUCUCGGCUCCAGUUGUGAGGCUGAGAUCUACGCCGGGGCCAUGGCUGCACAGGAGCUUCGCUGGCUCACCUACCUGCUGACUGACCUCGGAGAGCCGCCUCGUUCUCCUCCAGUGAUGUACGUAGACAACAAGGCCAUGCUGGCCUUGUGUCGAGAGCAGAGACUGGAGCACAGAACGAAGCACAUUGCUCUCCGCUACUUCCUUGCUCGUGAGCUACAGCAGCGUGGUCAGCUGCGGCUUGCGUACGUGGCCUCUGAGGCCAACACUGCUGAUAUCUUCACCAAGGCACUUGCGCCUUGUGAUCAUCAGCGCUUCUGUACUCAGCUGGGUCUUGUGCCUACCUUGCCUCACUUGCUCACCCCUUGA
Messenger RNA from Closterium sp. Naga37s-1, 2148 nucleotides. The record is from the annotation of a GenBank genome assembly. Lineage: Eukaryota; Viridiplantae; Streptophyta; Zygnematophyceae; Desmidiales; Closteriaceae.